This is a messenger RNA of Sardina pilchardus (European sardine), 4052 nucleotides long. RefSeq names its product polypyrimidine tract binding protein 1a (gene ptbp1a). The record is from RefSeq and is a predicted model, not a curated record. NCBI's taxonomy places the organism in Eukaryota, Metazoa, Chordata, Actinopteri, Clupeiformes, Clupeidae. Gene Ontology annotation, molecular function: mRNA binding. Gene Ontology annotation, cellular component: nucleus. Gene Ontology annotation, biological process: regulation of RNA splicing; regulation of cell differentiation; mRNA processing. Bases 21 to 1769 code for a protein of 582 amino acids. The transcript has 17 exons.
CUGUAGUUUUCUGUUGUGCCAUGGACGGGCGGUUAGAGACUGAUUUGUAUCCUCUUGGAUCCAGUUACGUCACUGAACUAGAAGAUGUCAGGUAUAAAGAGCUACUGUUGAGAGAGGGACUGAGUGUCCAUGAUAUUGCAGUUGGCACAAAGAGGGGUUCUGACGCACUCUUUACCUCCUGCAUAUCAAACGGACCAUAUAUCAUGAACUCCGGUGCAGCAAAUGGAAAUGACAGCAAGAAGUUUAAAGGAGACAUUCGUAGCCCGGGCGUUCCGUCGCGCGUCAUCCACGUGCGCAAGCUUCCCAACGACAUCAACGAGGCCGAGGUGAUCUCUUUGGGACUGCCCUUUGGCAAAGUGACCAACCUGCUGAUGCUCAAAGGGAAGAACCAGGCCUUUCUGGAGAUGAACACAGAGGAGUGUGCCCAGACCAUGGUCAGCUACUACUCCUCAGUCACGCCAGUCAUCCGUAACCACCCCAUCUUCAUGCAAUACUCCAACCACAAGGAGCUGAAGACUGACAACUCGCCAAACCAAGUGAGGGCACAGGCGGCACUGCAGGCAGUGAAUGCGGUGCAGACGGGCACCAUGCCCAUGGGGCCGAUGGACGGCGCCAGCAGCCAGAGCCCUGUGCUCCGAGUCAUCGUGGAGAACCUCUUCUACCCAGUCACCCUGGACGUGCUUCAUCAGAUCUUCUCCAAGUUUGGAACCGUUCUGAAGAUCAUCACUUUCACCAAAAACAACCAGUUCCAAGCGCUGGUCCAGUAUGCAGAUGGCAUGACCGCACAGCACUCCAAGAUGUCUUUAGAUGGACAGAACAUCUACAAUGCCUGCUGCACACUGCGCAUUAGCUUCUCCAAACUCACCAGCCUCAAUGUGAAAUACAACAACGACAAGAGCCGUGACUACACACGCCCAGACCUGCCCACUGGUGACAGCCAGCCCCCCAUGGAGCACCAGGCUAUGGCAGCUGCUUUCACUGCACCUGGCCUUAUUUCUGCCAAUCCCUACGCUGGAGCUCAUGGCUUCCCCCCGGCCUUCGCCAUCCAGCAGGCAGGUCUGUCCCUGCCCGGCAUGCCCGGAGCCCUGGCGCAGCUGGGCGGACCUGGUGCCGCUGCUGCUGCGGCUGCUGCUGCCGCCGCCGGGCGUCUGGGUCUGGGUGGCAUGGGUCCCGGCGGCCACAGCGUCCUGCUCGUCAGCAAUCUCAACCCCGAGCGUGUUACGCCCCAAUGCCUCUUUAUUCUUUUCGGCGUGUAUGGCGAUGUCAUGAGAGUGAAGAUUCUGUUCAACAAGAAGGAGAACGCCCUGGUACAAAUGGCCGACGCCACACAGGCUCAGCUGGCCAUGAGCCAUCUGAACCAGCAGAAGCUGCAUGGGAAGCCCAUCCGCGUGACCCUGUCCAAGCACACCACCGUCCAGCUGCCCCGUGAGGGCCACGAGGACCAGGGCCUGACCAAGGACUACGGCAACUCCCCGCUGCACCGCUUCAAGAAGCCCGGCUCCAAGAACUACUCCAACAUAUUCCCCCCCUCCUCCACCCUCCAUCUGUCCAACAUCCCACCUUCGGUGGUUGAGGAUGACCUUAGAGGGUUGUUUGUUAGCGCUGGCUACAUGGUCAAGGCCUUCAAGUUCUUCCAGAAGGACCGUAAGAUGGCUCUGAUCCAGAUGGGCGCUGUGGAGGAGGCGAUCGAGGCCCUCAUCGAGUUCCACAACCACGACCUCGGCGAGAGCCAUCACCUCAGAGUCUCCUUCUCCAAGUCCACCAUCUAAGUAGGGCGCGGGAGAACGGGGUUGGUGAAACCAAGCAGAGGGGGCAUGGACUGUCACUUUAGACCAAACGUUUAAAAAAAAGAAAAAAAAGAAGCCUUACACAAUUUAUAUUGCUGUGGAUCGAUCUUUUGUUUUCCACAAGACACACUUCAUCAUUCCUUUUUAUUAAAAAAAAAAAAGUAUAUAUAUAUAUAUCUAUAUAUGUAUGUCUAUUUAAGAUGCCACUAUGAACCAAUAGACCAGAGGGGAUAAGAGACCCGAUGUUUUUGUAUGGGUUUUUUUUUUUUUUAUCAUAGGGCUUUUCAUUUUCUUAGACUGGUAGUGCUCUUUAGAUCUGGUGUUCUUGUAGUCGUAUAGAUCCACCAGAGAUCUUAGAUGCUGCAUAGUUUACACUCUGUGCCUCUGGGGAAACCCACACACACACACACACACACACACACAUAAAACCCACUUUCAGGUUGCACACAUCUUGUCAUUCUGUGUUCAUAAAUCUGAAUACAUCUUUUUUCUUUUCUUUUCUUUUUUGAAUCCCCUUUCUAUCCCUUGGGAGCCAGUACAGACCACUAGAUGUCAGGUGUUUGCACAAUGCUUCCUCCAUUUUGCUGAAGAACACUGUGCCUUAUUGGGCAGAGCUGUUCUUGGGAGUCCAAGAGAAAUGUACAUUUAUUGACAUCAUUACAGUACAUUUAGACAUGUAUGAUUUUUCAGUCUCUGCAACAUUCACAUCCUACGGAAGCCAUGCCGUGUAUGCUGUUUAGUUAAAGAACUGUGAUGGGCAAUGUCACAGUUUUCAAACUGGUUUGAUUUUGCAGCUUUUGUCUUUUCUCAUAAAGAAAGAGCUGGAACAUCAAACCUGAAUCCAUCAUGGUAAACCCCAAGAGAGACUUUGUGCCCUAGCUUUUCAUAAGAUUACCUUUUCCUUACCUUUUCUUUUAAAGAGAAUCUUACGUACGUAGACUAGCCCAUAUAUACUGGCUUCCUUUCUAUAUUGUAUUGGUGUAUAUUCCUUCAGAAUUAUAUCUUAAUGUUUUAUUCUUUUUCAGAGGCGCACAUGGAUGUUUCUGUAAGAUUUCUAUACUGUAUUAGACUGCGAGGGCCCACUAUUCCAUAUCACUGUGCCUUUUGCUAUCUAGGAUCACUUCUGUUUUCACUUCCUGAAGUUUCCCUCUCUGUGUAUGGCUUGUACACUUAGUUUUAUUGUCUGUGAUUUGCUCAAAAUCAGUAUAUCGCUAAUUUCUUCUCUUUUUUUUCUCAUUUGUAUCCCUGUAUCAGUUAUGAUACACAGCUCAGAACCAAAUGAGUUAAUUACAUUCUUAAGUGCUAGAUCUGUCCCAUUUGCCUUAACUAAAGGCCCAAGUCCUUAUUGAUCUUGUUUCAUUUCUUGUGUUACAGACACAGAGUACUUAUUAAGAUGAUUAUAGUAGUGAAUGUUUACAUGUUUUCCAUUUGGCCUCAAUUCAUUGCAACAGAUGCCUUGGACUUCAUGUUUGAGUAAAACUCAAAUUCAAAUACAAGUCUUAAUUUUUUGUUUUUGUUUGAGAAAUGUGACCAACAAAAUUGAUCACUCAUGUCUUAACUUGAUUUUGAGUUUGUAAGCUGUGAAAAGAUUGAUUUCUUAGGCACCAGUGGUCUCACAGUGCUAGUAGCCUUCAAACUUUGCAUGCCUUAUUUGCUCAGUGGAUUUAAUGAAGAGACGUUCCUGUAAUGAGUUCAAUGUAAAACGUAAUUGAAACUGGUCCAUUACACUAUAGGUUACUUGUGUGCAUGUUUUUGAUUUUUCUUUUCUAUGCCCUGUACCUUUUUAAAAUGCAUUGUUGCAAGUGUAAGAGUAUGGUUAGCAUGUGUAAUGAGAAGUGAUGGAGGGGCUAAGGUUAGCCUGGUUGACUGGCUGCUUUGCACUUAAAUGGAUCUGCCAUUUAAGAAAGGUGAACACUUUCACUCAAUUUUCCUAGGCCUAACGGUUACCCUUUUUCUUGUUAAUUUUCUUCGACCAAAUAGCCAAAAUGACAAGUCCAGAAUUUUUCCAGUCAUUUUCUGACAUUUAAUUUACCAUUCCAUUUGUGUUUUGCCCCAACUUUAUCACAUUGUAUGAUGGAUGGGAACUAUGGCUGUAUAUAUUAGUUCUGUUCUUUAAAUGGCCAUUCUGAAUCUACAAGUUUGUUUGUUUAUUCCCUUUCGCAGAACAUGUAUAUUUUGAUGACAAAAGCAACAGAUGUCAGCUCAUUGUAGAGCGUUUCGUAUUUUUUAUAUCACACAAAAAGAAAUUAAAGUGGUUUCAACACA